UGUGUGUCUGAUGUUUGUUUGUCUGAUGUGUUGCAGGUCUGUGGGUCUCUGUCUCGCUCGCGCGCCGCGGUCAGGUGCUUGUGUUCGCGCGCCGCAGCAGAAGCUCAUCAUGACGUAAUCAGACCUGCGUUUCCGCCGCUGCAGAGUUUCUCAGAGGAGGAGAGCAUGAUGAGAGACACAGUCAAGAAGUUCGCCCAGGAGCGCAUCGGCCCGUUUGUCUCCAAGAUGGACGAGGAUUCGGUGAUGGAUGCAGACGUGAUCAGCGCUCUGUUCGAGCAGGGCCUGAUGGGGAUCGAGAUCGGAGCGGAGUAUGGAGGCACAGGCUCCUCCUUCUUCUCCUCCAUCCUGGUGAUCGAGGAGCUGGCGAAGGUGGACCCGUCGGUGUCGGUGCUGUGCGACAUUCAGAACACGCUCAUAAACACGCUGCUGAUGAACCUGGGGACGGAGGAGCAGAAGCAGCUCUAUCUGCCGCGGCUGGCCAGCGAUACGGUCGGCAGCUUCUGUCUGUCGGAGUCAGAGUCGGGCAGCGACGCGUUCUCGCUCAAGACUAAAGCAGAGAAACACAAGGAUUAUUACAUCAUCAACGGCUCUAAGAUGUGGAUCAGUAAUGCAGAACAUGCCGGAGUGUUUCUGGUGAUGGCAAACGCAGAGCCGGCCGCGGUUAGUAUGUGUGGAGUCAUUUCUGACACUAAAAUUAGGGUUCGUUCACACUAUGAAUGAUAACUAUACCGAUAACUGUAAUGGUAACUAUAUUGGCGUCUCUAUCAACGCACAGUAAUGUUCUGCUCAUUAUAAGUGUGCCGCAGUUUUGUCGCCUGUCACUUUAAAAGCUG
Sinocyclocheilus grahami is the source of this 833-nucleotide messenger RNA. Its product is annotated as short/branched chain specific acyl-CoA dehydrogenase, mitochondrial-like. The transcript is spliced from 4 exons. The record is from RefSeq and is a predicted model, not a curated record. Gene Ontology annotation, molecular function: acyl-CoA dehydrogenase activity; flavin adenine dinucleotide binding. The annotation marks the transcript as partial. Lineage: Eukaryota; Metazoa; Chordata; Actinopteri; Cypriniformes; Cyprinidae. Gene Ontology annotation, cellular component: mitochondrion.